AUGGUACCUGCAACUAUCGACUUUCCUGUUUCAAACAAGACUAAAUUAACUACUUAUCAAGAAUUUGAUAGGCUUAAUGGAUAUACAAGGAAACAAAUAGUUAAAAAGGAUAGGCAUAGCAAAAUAAUUACAGCUCAAGGUCCAAGGGAUCGAAGAAUGAGGCUUUCCAUUGGUACUGCACGUAAGUUCUUUGAUCUUCAAGAAAUGCUAGGUUUUGACAAACCAAGCAAAACCCUUGAUUGGCUGCUUACGAAUUCGAAAAUAUGGUGGGGUGGGGUGCGAUGGGGUGGGGAGUUGCCAGUUAAAACACGCGCGAGAGUGCCAAAGCAAACUGAAAGAGAGACAUUAGGAAUUCGGAUCCGAUUAAUCCAUUAA
Molecule: messenger RNA, 375 nt
Organism: Olea europaea var. sylvestris
Lineage: Eukaryota; Viridiplantae; Streptophyta; Magnoliopsida; Lamiales; Oleaceae
Product: transcription factor CYCLOIDEA-like
Exons: 2
Coding region: 1-375 (124 amino acids)
Biological process (GO): regulation of secondary shoot formation
Cellular component (GO): nucleus
Molecular function (GO): DNA-binding transcription factor activity; sequence-specific DNA binding
Source: RefSeq, a predicted model, not a curated record